CGCCUCUUUUCGAAGAUGAGGCGUUGUCCGGCGUUUCAAAUCCCUUCCUCCUCCCCACAGCUAAAACCGAGAGACAGAGAGAAAAAGAGAGGGAGGAAGAAGAUGGCAUCGUCUUCUCCUUUUCAUUACCACCCAUCCAUUCCUUUGCCUUCUUCUUCCAAGCUACCGGCGUCUCUGCAACCAACUGUUUUGAAUUUCCCGCGAACUUGGGCCCCGCCGGCGUGGAACUCAGUAACCAGUACCAACCGGUUCAAGUGCUCCGCCGGCCAGACCGGGUUCUUCACCAGGCUUGGACGUCUGAUCAAGGAGAAGGCGAAGAGUGAUGUCGAGAAGAUCUUCUCUGGUUUCUCCAAAACUAGAGACAACCUCGCUGUUAUCGACGAACUCCUCACGUACUGGAACCUCGCUGAAACAGAUCGAGUCUUGGACGAACUCGAAGAGGCUUUGCUUGUGUCUGAUUUUGGGCCCAAAAUUACAAUUAAGAUUGUGGAAAUCUUGCGAGAGGAUAUAUUAGCUGGGAAGCUUAAGUCAGGAAGUGAGAUAAAGGAUGCUUUGAAGAAGAGUGUACUUGAUUUGCUGACUAGCAAAGGGAAUAAGACGGAACUUCAACUGGGGUUCAGGAAACCAGCUGUAAUCAUGAUUGUUGGUGUGAAUGGAGGCGGGAAGACAACGUCUCUUGGAAAACUUGCUCACAGACUAAAGAAAGAAGGAACUAAGAUAUUAAUGGCAGCUGGUGAUACUUUUAGAGCAGCAGCUAGUGAUCAACUAGAAGUCUGGGCUGAGAGGACUGGAUGUGAGAUAGUUGUGGGUGAAGGAGAGAAGGCCAAAGCAUCCUCAGUUCUUUCUCAGGCUGUAAAGAGAGGGAAAAAGCAAGGUUUUGAUGUAGUAUUAUGUGACACAUCUGGCCGUCUACACACUAAUUACAGCUUGAUGGAAGAGUUGAUUGCAUGCAAGAAAGCUAUUGGUAAAAUUAUUUUUGGUGCACCAAAUGAGAUUCUGCUAGUCCUUGAUGGGACAACUGGUUUGAAUAUGCUGCCACAAGCGAGAGAAUUUAAUGAUGUGGUUGGCAUCACAGGAUUAAUCUUGACCAAACUUGAUGGUUCUGCACGAGGUGGCUGUGUGGUCAGUGUUGUAGAUGAACUUGGCAUUCCUGUGAAGUUUGUUGGUGUUGGUGAAGGGUUGGAAGAUCUCCAACCAUUUGAUGCUGAGGCCUUCGUUAAUGCCAUUUUUUCUUGAGGCGUGAGUAGUGGCCUACUAGUUUACAACCCAAGGGUGAUUGGAGAAUGGAGUGAAAGAGACAAUGACGAAGUAGAUAUAGAAUUACGUCGCUGGCAUCUGAGAAUUCAAGUGAUUCAAAACUGUUGGGAUUGAUUUUACUUCCACACUAGUGAAAUGGUUUCAGAUUGCAUGAUCUGUGUUGGUGAAAACGAGAAACUCCAUGAUAUGGUCAGCAUGCUUUACACCUAGCAACUUGGGAAUACAAGAACAGGUAGCUGAAGCUGAACUUCAGUGAUCCAUACGCACAUGGAACUUCAGAAGAGAUUGGUAGAAGUUGCAAAGUGUUUGUCAUUUGUUGCUUGCUAGUUGGUAUUCCUGUAUUUAACCAUCUUCUUAUAUGAGUUAUUGGGUUGAGUCAUCUUGUCACUAGCAGGAUGAUAAUUUAUUUACCAGUUUUUUUUUGAGAUAUACGAGUUUUUGAAGUAAA
This is a messenger RNA of Nelumbo nucifera (sacred lotus), 1705 nucleotides long. It is a transcript of the gene CPFTSY, whose product is annotated as signal recognition particle receptor protein, chloroplast (FTSY). NCBI's taxonomy places the organism in Eukaryota, Viridiplantae, Streptophyta, Magnoliopsida, Proteales, Nelumbonaceae. Gene Ontology annotation, cellular component: membrane. Gene Ontology annotation, molecular function: signal recognition particle binding; GTP binding; GTPase activity. Gene Ontology annotation, biological process: SRP-dependent cotranslational protein targeting to membrane. The record is from RefSeq and is a predicted model, not a curated record.